Messenger RNA from Arachis ipaensis, 511 nucleotides. Lineage: Eukaryota; Viridiplantae; Streptophyta; Magnoliopsida; Fabales; Fabaceae. The record is from RefSeq and is a predicted model, not a curated record.
UACAAAGCCAACGGCGCUGUUCCUGCCGUCAUUAGUGCCACCGGGGUUCCGGCCAUCACUGUCGUUGAGGGAACUCACCGGAGUCGUGGAGGUUGUCACCGCUCUUUGUGGUUCUGUGUUGAGUUGCGCCGGUAAGCCUUUGCGGCCAGAAAAUGCCCCUGCUGCCGUCGCCGGAAAAUUCUUCCAGUAAAGGUCUUGUCAUUAGCCUCCGUCCUUUUGAAUUCCGAGAAUAUUAUGGUCACUGCAUGUUGGUUUCAGUUGUCGUGAUCGGAAUUCGUCGCCGCUGCCGCUUGAGGUGGCUGCCAGGCUACCGCCGAACCGGUUCGGAGACCGCCGCUGUUUCGGUUCAGCCAUUCCUUCUUUGGUUCGAGUUGUUGAGAUUGUUGCGAAAGUGGCUUGGAACCGAGGUUUUGGCUGUCGGGAUUUUGAUUGUUGAUUUCGGGUCGAGGCGGAAAGGAUUAUGUGACGCGUUUGGGCUAUGGUUUUGCGUUUUGAGGUAGGGGCGCUUUCC